Molecule: messenger RNA, 1826 nt
Organism: Phascolarctos cinereus (koala)
Lineage: Eukaryota; Metazoa; Chordata; Mammalia; Diprotodontia; Phascolarctidae
Product: C-type lectin domain family 4 member K-like
Source: RefSeq, a predicted model, not a curated record
CAGCUUUACUUCCCAUUACUGUUUAUGAGGGGAAAGAACAUAGACACUUGCAGUGUCCAUCAAUAAGAACAGGACUGAGAACAUCCAACGAUGAACAGAAUGGAUGAAGAAGACAUGGAAGGCCAAGAAGACGAAGAGCGCAUGGAAGGCCAAGGCGGCCAAGAAGCUCAUUUCAGUGCACUCGACCAAUGUAUCUCCCUGUGGCCCCGAGGGCUGUUCUCCAAGAAAGAUGUACCUUCCUUCUUCCGGAAGCCAAAGACAGUCAGAGGCAGCUUGAUACUUCUGGCCGUGUCCUCCUUCCUGGUGGUCCUCACUGUGUAUCCCCAAAUGCUCAGCAAGAUAGCAGAUAUUCAGACUUCCAUCCAGAUGCUUAAAGGUGUUUUAGAGACUGCCCCUCCUCAAGCCCAGAUGUUAAGUACUUAUUUGGGAAAUGCUAGUGCCAAGAUCGAGGAGGUAAAAAAAGGUCUGAAAAAUGCCAGUGAUCAGAUCCAGAUGGCAAACAACAAUGAGAAGAACGCCAGUGCUGAGAUUCAGAUGUUAAAAAAAGGUCUGGAAAAUGCUAGUGCUCAGACCCACAUGGCAAACAGAAAUCUGAAGAACGGCAGUGAUGAGAUCAAAAAAUUAAAGAAAGAUCUGGAAAGCACAAAUGCUUUAAAUUCUGAGGUCCAGAGGCUAAGACGUGGUUUGGAGAAAGCCAAUGAAGAAAUCCAGAAGAUAAUGGGAAGACUAGUAAACACCAGUAGCCUAAAUGCUGCAGUUCAAGACUUAAAAGAGCAAGUGGAGAAUCUCACAGCACAACAGUGCCAGCAAGGUCCUCGAGACCCUUCCACCCUGGGCUCCCUUCUGCAGCUAAUCAUCCAGGGCUGGCACUUCUAUGAGGGAAAGGCCUACUACUUUUCAGACACCAAAAUGACCUGGGAGGAGGCGGAGCACUUCUGUGUGGCCCACAAUUCUCAUCUGGCCUCAGUGACCUCAGAUGGAGAACAGGAAUUUCUGAGUAAGAGGACAAAUGGGGUGUACCACUGGAUUGGGCUGACUGACAAGAACACUGAAGGAACCUGGCAAUGGGUGGACGGGACUCCAUAUAAUGAGAGCCAAGCGUUUUGGAACAAGAACCAGCCAGACAAUUGGCACUAUGAGAAGGGCCUGAAGGAAGACUGUGUCCACACUCAGGUGAAGUGGAAUGACAUGCUCUGUGACCAACCCUAUCCCUGGAUCUGUCAGAAGGUGCCAGAACUGCCUGGUAGCACCCCUGGAUGUGGGCAGGCUCACCACCUGUCCCCCAUCCUCCCUCACAGGGCUACCAACGAUUCAGGGACGGUUCCAGGCUCUGCUUCCUCCAUCCGCACCUAGACCUCCUACCUUCCCAACCGGACACCAAUCUUAAUGCUACCCACUCUUCAAGACCCAGCUCAAGCCUCUCACAUCCUGGAAAGACUUCUUGGGCCAUUCUGGCCAUGAACCCCGAGAGCUGUCAGCUAGCACCUCACAGGCUUCGCCAGUGGAGGCCAGUUCCAGCUCCAGGUCACCUCCAUCUUCUUGAUGUUCUUUGCCCUAGGCCUCUAUCUCUUUUCAGUUCUGGUAUCUUAAUCAGUCCAACCGAUAGAGCCAUUGCUACUCAAAGGGGCACGUCAAACUGCCAACCUAUUGCUCUGAUCUCCUUCCGUAUAACUUUCCAAGCUAAAAUCUCUUCACCCGGCCACUACUGCCCUAUCAGUGUGAUCUCUCCUUGUCGGAACAUAGGACAGUCAGCUUUUCCACAUCCCCAGCUCUAAGCGCGGCAUUUGGCACAUAGAACCCCUUAAUAAAUUCAUUCCAUUCUUUGA